AUGAGCAAAAAAAGACAACAGAAUCAACCCAUCUGUGUGUUUGAUAUACCAAAGGAUCUGCUUGAUCAGUUGGAACUAGUAGAGAAAGACACAGAAGCACUUUGGAGCCUCGCUGCCGAGAAUGACCAACAUACAAACGACAGCAUCAACGCAAAAGCGUUGGAACGCUUGCAAAUCCAGGAAGAGCGUCUUGCAAAUCAGGAUAACGAAUUGACUUGCAACACUUGCGCUACCACCUUUCAAGAUAGAGAAGAGCAACGUCAACAUUUCAGCACAGACUGGCAUAGAUACAACAUCAAACGUAGUGUGGUGUUGGAUGUGAAGCCUGUCACUUUAUCAGAAUUUGAGAUGUUGUUAACGGAUUUCACCGAAAGUAUAUCUGGCUCCGAGAGCGAAGACAGCGACGACGAGGAUGAUACCGAGGGGGACAAGAACGAAAGACGUAUUGACCUAGACUCAAUUGUAGAUAAACAAAAACAGCAACAAGAAGAGCAAGAGAAACUUGCCAACGAAGCCAAGCAAAUUGUUUUGCCCAUGAUGAAAAAGUACUCUGCGCUCACUUGGUUCAAAACACCCAACAAAGGCUCCAACCAUUACGGUGUUUAUCGACAUUUGCUGCAAGACAACACACUAGCACAGCUUCAACGAUCUCAACACAAGGGCAAAAAGCGAACUUGGACUAUUAUUAUGCUGGGAGGUGGUCAUUUCGCAGGAUGCGUCAUUGAUGUGAAUGCGAGCAUAAACGAUGUCAAACUGAUCCAACACAAAACAUUCCAUCGCUAUACAACUCGUCGAAAGCAAGGUGGAUCUCAAUCAGCAAAUGACAAUGCAAAAGGGGCUGCAAAUUCAGCAGGUGCUCAAAUACGUCGCUACAAUGAACAGCUAUUGCAGCAAGAAGUGAGAGCAGUGCUGUCACAAUGGCACCAACACAUUGCCCAAAGUGAAACUGUGCUCGUCCAUGCACCAAGCGGUAAUCGUAAACUAGUGUACAAUUAUGAAGGUGCUGUGUUGGAUACAAGCAAUGUCAAAUCCAUUCCUUUUGCUACCCGUCGACCCACGCUCAGCGAAUUGAAGCGUGUAUUCACUGAAAUGACGACUGUGAAAGAGGUGCAAGUGGAUGAGCAGGCGAUUGAAACGUACAAGCAGAAAUGGAUUGAGAAGGAAAAGAAGGCCAAGGAUUUGCUGGAGAGAUCGACAGUGAACACCAAAAGAGUAGCAACCGUGAAGAAGGACACAAUCAACCCUCAUUUGGAGAAACUGUUGAGUUUGGUGCGACAAAACAAGACAGCUGUGACAUUGGCCUACUUGGAGAAGCAUCUGAAUUUGCCCGUGAAUGGCAUCUUACCUGCAGAAGAGCUCUCUGAUGACGAAGAUUUGUAUCAUUUUCCUACAUUAUUACAUAUUGCAGCUAGCGUGGGUGGAGCAGCUGAUUUGGUAAAAACACUCUUGACUGAGUACGACGCGGAUCCAACCAUUGUCAGCAAUGCAGGAAAGACAGCUUAUGAGGUCAGCAAGGACAAGGAGACUCGAAAUGCUUUCAGAAGAUGUAUGUGUGAUUACCCCGACAAAUGGCAUUGGUUAGAAGAGGGCCGCGUACCAAGUCCGUUGACCGAGAAGCAAGAGCAAGAUCAAUUGGCUAAAGAAAAGAAGAAGCAGGCAAAGGAACAAGAGAAGAAGCGAUUGCUUGAUUUAGAGCGUCAAAAGAUGGAGGCUGCAAGAGAGGCCAAGGAAGAGGAAGCCAGAUUCGAGAAACUGCAGGCUACCAGAGCCAAGAACAACAUGAUGCCUAUUGUUCAGCCUUUAGGAGGUGACUCAGUGAUUAACACAGCCAACAUGACACCUGAGGCUCGCAUGCGUCUUGAGAGAGAGAAGCGUGCCAGGGCGGCAGAAGAGAGAUUGAAAAGAUUCCAGUAA
Molecule: messenger RNA, 1914 nt
Organism: Mucor velutinosus
Lineage: Eukaryota; Fungi; Mucoromycota; Mucoromycetes; Mucorales; Mucoraceae
Exons: 2
Coding region: 1-1914 (637 amino acids)
Molecular function (GO): protein binding
Source: RefSeq, a predicted model, not a curated record